Molecule: messenger RNA, 2524 nt
Organism: Neolamprologus brichardi
Lineage: Eukaryota; Metazoa; Chordata; Actinopteri; Cichliformes; Cichlidae
Gene: erh
Product: ERH mRNA splicing and mitosis factor
Source: RefSeq, a predicted model, not a curated record
UCUCCACUAUGUCAGUGUAUGUGUUAUUGCCCUGUAGGUCGGGAUUAAAACAAAAAAUAAUUUCAUUGUAAUUACUCAAAUUAAAUCAUAUAUCCAAUUAAUAAAUUUUCAGCUAUGUUGUAAUUUUGAAAAAAAAAAAAUGCUUUAUUUGCAUCUUCAUUUCUUGUAGGGCAUCAUUACUGACAUGUCAAUACACGAGCAGGAUAAUAGUAAAAGCUACUCAGAGGUGCUCCCAAGUUCACAAGGGGUCACCACAACAGCUAGCUCCACUUGUCUUUCUUGAUGCAGACCUGAAGGGAUUUGUGUGUCCUCCCAGGGAUGAACCAGAGAUCUCUCUAUGUUAAGUGAAUGUGUAAACACCAAAACAAUAUAAUGACUACAAUUUAAAUUUACAUUUUCCCCCAUUAAAUAAUCAGCAAGUAAGUUCACAAACUCAUUAGAAAAGUCAUUUAUUGGGGGGCCGUUUUCCCACAAACUUCUGUACUACCAGAAGUCUUUUAUGCAGGAGCCUUGCAGGGGCUGACAAAGCUUUCAGCCCCUACUGGCCAUUAAAAGUAAGGCAGCUUUAGAGCGCUUCUCUGCUGGCUACACUUUUCAGAUGCACAACCUGGGUCCAUUUAAAUAAUGUCUAUGAUAAUUUUAAAAAGAAUAAUAUGUACUUUUACAAACAAAGUCUGCUGAAAAAAAAAAUCACAUUUUAAUCAUUACUGUUGCAUUAUCUGACUUUUAUUUUGAAGCAAAAAUUAUACUUUGAAGGGACUCGAUUUUACAACCGGAAGAGGUCUUUUUCACUUCCCCUAAAUUUCUUUUAGACCAAACAGCUACAUCGCACGGGGUUCUGAGAAGUUACACUGAAUACGAGUUUUUUUUUCAGUUUUGCAUAGCCAGUAAAUAGCGAGGCUUUGCGUUGAAAACAGAGAUGUCGCACACAAUUUUGCUUGUCCAACCAACCAAGAGACCAGAGGGCCGCACAUACGCUGACUAUGAGUCAGUUAAUGAAUGCAUGGAGGGUGUUUGCAAAAUGUAUGAAGAGCACCUCAAGAGGAUGAAUCCAAACAGUCCCUCCAUUACGUAUGACAUUAGUCAGUUGUUCGACUUUAUUGAUGACUUGGCAGAUCUGAGCUGUCUCGUAUACAGAGCUGACACUCAAACAUAUCAACCAUACAACAAAGACUGGAUAAAGGAGAAGAUAUACGUCCUCUUACGGCGUCAGGCUCAGCAAGCAGCAAAGUCAGUUUGACAGGGGGAAUUCUUUCAUAUUGUACCAAACAUGAGGAAGAGAGAUUGGGGAAAAAUUGGGGGAUGUGGAAAAAAUUUGGGGAUUUUCUUUUUGGAAAUGUCAUCCUUGGCAGCAUGUGUUUGUGUUUGUAAUUUGUAACGCAAAGCCCUUUUCAGACAUGGUUCCACCACUGUGCUUAAGUGACGGCACUUUUUCCAUUCAGGCCACUUUUUGCAGCUUCAUUCAGACACGUAAGCUCUUUUCACAUGUGCACUGCAGCCUGAUGUCUUUCUUGACAUUACCUGAGAAAGGUGCAUGUAAGAACACAAAUGUGUGAUGCAGUUGGAUUGGACAUUAAAUGGAUUUCAGCCAGGAACAAAAUUCAUGUAAUGUGCAUAGGAACUUAGUAGUUAUAUUGUGUCCUUUCUAUAGGAUAUUGUAAUUGUGCAGCUCCCUCACCUAAACCACAUGGAAGGCUUGCUUUUGUGUUACAUGUGAGAAAGAACUUUACACAAUGUCCUGAUAUGCCUGUUCCAACCUUUUAAGUUUGUGUGUGAAAACGGCUAUACCGGCAACUGUGGCAAAAGUGUCAUUGAUCUGGCAGGACAUUUGCCAUACAUGAAUUAAGUCGUAUUCAUUACCUUUUGGAAGUACAUAAAUACAUAAAAAAAACCCGAUGAGGUUAGUCAUUUAAUUAUGAAUCUGACGUGUGCCAUCAAAAAAGACUACAUGUAUGAAAAGGGCUUCUUUUCUUUUUCUUUGUAAAGACUGCAUUGCCCAUUUAACAAAGGGAAUGUUUUCACAUCGUUUUCAUUGGCAAAAGAGGUUUGGAAUAAAUGGGGUGAAACUCUACAUUUUGGGCUUUAUACUGAAAAAUUGGGUCAUGGUUGGGAACCUGCAUGUUUAAGUUGUUACACUAUGAUGGGAAGAAUGGAGAAAUACUCCACGGGGUAGAAAAACGUUUUUUGUGUGUGUUUUUCAGUUUCCCUAAAAGUUAUGUGAAUUUUAUUUUUAUUUUUUUUUCUAUGUACAUUUUCCUGGGUGGUUGAAUUUCAAGACGUUGUGGACUUUGAAAGCAGCCGUUUUAUUUUUGAAGUAGAUCAGUGGCUGAAGACUGAUGAUCACAUGACAACCCAGGAUAUUUGUUACUAUAAUUAAUGGACGUUUUUGAGUUUUAAUUAUGUUUUAAAAGCCCACCAUUGUGAUAUAAAACGUUUUUGUAAUCCUGCUGUUUUGCAUAACAACUGAUUUCAACUCUGCAUUUCUGGUUUCUUUUAUUGAAACAAAAUAAACGAUUGUUUCUGA